AUGGAAAGGGCGGUGAAGGAUUUGGUGAAGGAGAUGAGAGAGCUGAGGCUGGGGGUGACGGAAGAGCUAAGAGAAUUGAGGCUGGAGGUGAAGAGAGUGAGAGAAAGCUUGGAAGGAGAGGCAGCGGCAAGGAGAGAGGAGGAGGAAGAAGGAGAAAUUGUUACUGAGCAACAGUUUGAUCGUCAACAACAGUUGGCAGGUAACAGUAUAGUAGCGGCCACGGCAAUACAGCAACGUCGCACCAUAAUAAAGGGUCAGCUCACUCGAAUAAAUAAUUCUCUCUCCGACGAGACGACAGGUCCGGACGCUCAAGUCAGACAAGGAAAGAUCGAAGAGCUGUGGCAUAAAUUUGAAGAGAUUCAAAAAGCAAUAGAGGAGAAUAGAAUGAACGCGAUCGACCCGGAAGGAGACCAAGAAGAUCCCGAAGGAGCGAUAACACAAGAAGCGGAAAAGGAAAGGGAGAUGUUCGAGAGCACCUAUUAUGCAGCAGCAGCGAAAAUCCAAAGGAUAACACUGGCGGCACAAGCGCGACAGGAACCACAAAGACUCGAAGCGCAAAUUGAUAGGCUAAAGCAGGAGGAUCAAAACCCGAGUAUUAAGCUACCGACCUUGAAGUUGCCAGAAUUUAAAGGAGAGUACGACGAAUGGUUGCUCUUCAAAGAUGCAUACAUAUCAAUGAUUCAUACUAACACUAGUAUCGCAGCGAUACAAAAGUUUCAAUAUUUGCGGAGCGCUCUUAAAGGAGAAGCGUUACAAGUUAUCGGCGGACUAGAAAUCUCAGCGGAGAAUUACGUGAACGCGUGGGAAUUACUUACGAAGAAUUAUGAUAAUAAUAAACUUCUAAUUAACACGCACAUUAGUCAGUUAUUGGAUUUUCCAGUCGUGGCAAGAGACAAGCCUGCAACAAUCAGACAGUUCGUUAUGCACAUACGAACACACUUGAAAGCGCUGAAGACGUUACAACUUCCAGUUGAUCACUGGGAUGAGCUUCUGAUACACCUAACAAAAGGCAAGUUGGACUACAACACGCAGAAGGAUUGGGAAGAAGAAACAAGUCGAGAUAAAAUAAAUAGGAAAACGUUAGAGGAUUAUUUAACGUUUUUGAACGAACGUUGUCGCACUCUAGAGCUGCUCGAUAAAGGAAAGGGCAAGCGCGACACAUCGAAGCCAGCAACCUCAAAGAAACACGGCAAUGCAGUAUCUCUAGCGGCUACCACCCAACAACGCUGUUCGAUUUGUACAGAAUCUCACAUGGUGUAUAAGUGUCCGCAGUUCCUGCAGCUGGCAGUUACAGAAAGGAUUCGAGAGGCAAAGGAAAAGAAGCUGUGUCUAAACUGUCUAGGAAAAGGUCAUUAUGCAACUAAUUGCAGGGCAUCAGCGUGCAGAAAAUGCGAGAAGAAACAUAACACGUUGCUACAUCCAGUUUCAGAAGAGAAAUCGUCGAUAGCUCAAUCGUCCAAUGAAGAUUCAGAAAAGAAAGUCAUAGUGCAUUGCGCAAGAAACGAAGCUAUCAAGUCACCAGAAGAAGCAAUCUCAGUUUCAAGCGUAGUACGAAAAUCAACAACACAGGUAAUACUAUCAACGGCCGAAAUUCAAGUAGCGGAUGCCGAAAGAAAGUGGCAGAGGUGUCGGGUGCUCUUAGACCCAGGCUCACCGUCAAAUCUGAUUACAGCGGAACUCGUACGUAAGCUCAGUUUAAAGUGUAAAGAAGAAUGCGAGAGUAUCAGCGGCAUUAAUAGGUCACGGAUGAGUGCUGCACGGAAAGUGACGGUAAAAAUCAGAUCAAUGCAUUCUGAUUAUGAAACUAAUGUUGACUGUCUUGUUUUACAGAGCAUUACUGAAAAAAUACCGCAGGUGAAGAUCAAUGUCGACGCGGUAAGCAUACCGAAAGGGUUGCUGAUGGCGGAUCCACGGUUUCACGAACCGGGUACCAUUGAUCUCCUUUUAGGAGCAGGAUUAUUCUGGCAAUUAAUAUGUCCGGAUUCGAUCAAGCAAGUGAAAGGCUUACCGAGACUACAAAAUACGCUAUUAGGAUGGAUUGUAGGCGGAGAGCUCGUCGACACGAGAGAUCGGAAUUCAUCGCUGUUCUGCGGACUGAUAACUAAUUCAGCGCUGCAAUCGCAAUUAGAGCGAUUCUGGAUCCAAGAGGAGAUUCAAGAAACGAGGAGUCUCACGGAGGAAGAAGCAGACUGCGAACGACAAUUUUGCGAGUCGGUAAGGCGUGACAAUGGCGGGAGGUUUAUAGUGGCUUUGCCGGUGAGACCAUCGGUUGUGCUCGGAGAUUCAACAACACAAGCAACUAGAAGAUUAUACUCUCUAGAAAGACGAUUUAAAGCAGACCCGGAAUUAAAGUCAGCGUACGUGAACUUCAUGGAAGACUACGAGAACCAAGGGCACAUGUCGCUCAUCUCGGAAGAUUUUCCAGAAAACCCAGUAUACACUUCCACAUCAAGCGCAGAUAUUGCCGCAAUGUUUCGGCAGAUCAUCGUUCGAGAAGAAGACCGAGCUCUGCAGAGAAUAUUAUGGAGAACGUCUCAAACACAACAGAUUCGUACAUACCAGUUAAAUACUGUUACUUAUGGCACAGCUCCUGCGCCAUAUCCAGCAAUGAGAUGCCUACAGCAAUUGGCCGAUGAAGAGAAAGUGUUUCAUCAAGCAGCCCUUGUUCUAAUGUAG
Molecule: messenger RNA, 2676 nt
Organism: Vollenhovia emeryi
Lineage: Eukaryota; Metazoa; Arthropoda; Insecta; Hymenoptera; Formicidae
Exons: 4
Coding region: 1-2676 (891 amino acids)
Source: RefSeq, a predicted model, not a curated record